UCUUAAUUUAUUGAUGCGUGCGCAUCAAGAACGUUCUCUUUGAACGAACAAUAACAAAAUGACGAAAGUGAAGACUCGUGAAUUGCGAGGAAAGAAGAAGGAGGAUCUUAUUAAGCAACUUGAUGAAUUGCGCAAUGAGUUAUCUUCACUAAGAGUCGCCAAAGUCACUGGUGGUGCUGCAUCGAAGCUUUCAAAAAUCAAACUUGUGAGAAAAUCCAUAGCACGUGUCUUGACUGUGAUCUCUCAGACACAAAGAGAGAACUUGAGAAAGUUCUACAAGACCAAAAAGUACAAGCCUCUUGAUCUGCGACCAAAGAAGACCCGAGCCAUGAGGAAAGCUCUUAGCAAAAGAGAAGCUUCAUUGGUAACUUUAAAACAGAGAAAGAAACUGACUCAUUUUGCAUUACGAAAAUAUGCUGUGAAGGAAUAAAAUACAAUUUCCAAUA
Molecule: messenger RNA, 446 nt
Organism: Xenia sp. Carnegie-2017
Lineage: Eukaryota; Metazoa; Cnidaria; Anthozoa; Malacalcyonacea; Xeniidae
Product: 60S ribosomal protein L35-like
Exons: 3
Coding region: 59-430 (123 amino acids)
Biological process (GO): translation; maturation of LSU-rRNA from tricistronic rRNA transcript (SSU-rRNA, 5.8S rRNA, LSU-rRNA)
Cellular component (GO): ribosome; cytosolic large ribosomal subunit
Molecular function (GO): structural constituent of ribosome; mRNA binding
Source: RefSeq, a predicted model, not a curated record